This is a messenger RNA of Xenopus tropicalis (tropical clawed frog), 1974 nucleotides long. It is a transcript of the gene sae1, whose product is annotated as SUMO1 activating enzyme subunit 1. The transcript has 10 exons. Gene Ontology annotation, biological process: protein sumoylation. Gene Ontology annotation, cellular component: nucleus. The record is from RefSeq and is a predicted model, not a curated record. Gene Ontology annotation, molecular function: ubiquitin-like modifier activating enzyme activity. The coding region runs from base 125 to 1243 and encodes 372 amino acids. NCBI's taxonomy places the organism in Eukaryota, Metazoa, Chordata, Amphibia, Anura, Pipidae.
GGUCACGUGUCAGUCCGUCCUUAGAUGACGCUUUAGGUUCUUCCCCUUUUUCUCCUCGCUUUCACUUCGGUCUCCAUUCAUUCGGUGUGGGAACAACCGGCUUUUGUAGGGAGAGAUUAGCAGAAUGGUGGAGAAGGAGGAGGCAGUGAUCAGUGAGGAAGAGGCGGCGCAGUAUGACCGGCAGAUCCGCUUGUGGGGGCUGGAGGCACAGAAGAGGCUGCGCACUUCCAGAGUUCUCUUGGUGGGCAUGCGAGGACUUGGGGCUGAAGUUGCCAAAAACUUAAUCUUGGCUGGAGUGAAGGCAUUAACAUUGCUGGACCAUGAGCAGGUUUCUUCAGAAGAUUCAAGAGCUCAGUUCCUAAUUCCUUCUGGGUCCCUGGGCCAGAAUAGAGCUGAGGCAUCUCUUAAUCGGGCACGGAAUCUCAAUCCAAUGGUAUCAGUAGAAGCAGAUACUGAAAACAUAAAUCAGAAAUCUGAUGAUUUUUUCACACAGUUUGAUGUUGUGUGUCUAACUUCUUGCUCCAGGGACCUCCUAGUAAGAGUGGACCAUAUCUGCCACAAACACAACAUUAAGUUUUUCACUGGAGAUGUGUUUGGGUACCACGGCUACAUGUUUGCUGACCUUGGAGAACAUGAGUUUGUUGAAGAAAAGGCCAAAGUUGCCAAAGUUUCCAAAGCAAAGCAGGAAGUUGAAGAUGGUCCAGAGGCCAAGAAAGCAAAGAUUGAUCCUACAGAGAGCAUUUUGGUAAAAAAGAAAGUACAGUUCUGCCCACUAAAAGAUGCCCUAGAAAUUGACUGGCAUAGUGAAAAGGCAAAGUCUGCUCUGAAGAAGACUCCCACUGACUUCUUCCUUUUGCAAGAUUUGACUGUUUCCGGCAGAAAUCGCUCUAAGAAAAAAUGCGUCAAAGAAUUACACUGUUUUUUUAUACGCCAAGUUUUAAUGAAGUUUCGCACAGACAAGAAACGGGACCCCCAGCCAAGUAAUUACCAGGAAGACUCUGAGCUGCUGCUUCAGAUCUGCAGUGACGUUCUAGACUCCCUUGGUGUUAGCCCAGAUCUCCUGCCUAAAGACUUUGCAAGCUAUUGCUUUUCUGAGAUGGCACCAGUCUGCGCAGUAGUUGGAGGAGUUUUGGGGCAGGAAAUCGUUAAGGCUCUAUCCCAGAGAGAUGCCCCCCACAACAACUUCUUCUUCUUUGAUGGGAGAUCAAGCAAUGGGAUAGUUGACUGUCUGGGUUCCAAAUGAGAAGUGCUUCAGCGUGCAAGACCGAACUGAAGGAGGGGCUAGCAAGUGUUACUGCUGGCUGCUAUACAGGACAAUGACCGCAAGAAUAGUCACACAUACAUGAAGAAAAAAAUAAUCCUGAUUCCCACGUACAUGUAUCUUGUUUCAGUAGACAGAAUUUCUCAUACAGGGAAAACAGAUAAAUUAUUUUGCAACAACAUUGGCAUUAUCCUCGGCUGAUCCUUACCACAGUUAUAUUGAUACCCCUGGUAAUGAAAAAGAUAACCCCGCUUCUUUGUACAGUGACAAAAUAACAUUGGUAACAUGGUUACAUUUUGUAUAUGCUUGCAGGUGUAUGGUAUUGUGUUUUUGCUACUGACCCUAUCGCAGAUCAAAGUUGCCCAAGCAUUUAGCAUUUAUUAAAUUAAUUUAUUGGCUUAAAAGGGCUGAAUUGCAAAAUCAACUUUAGCCAAUCCAUUUGUUUUGUUUCUCUGGCCAAAAGAUUUUAGUAAGCACAAAUGAAAAAUUCUAAAUCUGACAAUUUUUUGAAUAUUCAGAUUCAAAUGGAAUCAGUUUGCACCAGAGCUACAUGCAGAAUGGUUGUGAAACAAAAGGCAGAUGUUGUAUCCGUCUGCUACAUCUGUUAAUUGAUUGGCUGCCAAUUUAUUCCAAAUGCAACUGUAAACUCUCUUCUAUACCUUACUGCAUUUUUUUUUUACAUUUUGUAAUAAAAAAAGAUGUUUCAAACCUCA